UUAUGAUUGGGCUAGUCACUUGUGGUUUAUGUAAUAGCAAUUAAUAUAUUGAUCAUAGAUGAUCUAGAUAAUAAGUAACCACUCAAUACUGACGAAUUUUAAGCAUGUCUAAUGAUAUGUUAAGUAAAUGCUCAAAAUUCAAUAGAAUAUUGUAUUCUUUAAGUAAGUACCUUAACUAGUUUAUCUCUUGAUUAAGGAAGGAUAAGAUGUUUCAGAAUUUUUGAGGGAAUGGUUGCUGAAUGUAUUAGAGAAUAGUGCUACUCAUAAAACUCAGAUUCCCCCAAUAUCUUUAAAGACUUCUUAUUAAAAAAAUGA
Paramecium pentaurelia is the source of this 315-nucleotide messenger RNA. The record is from the annotation of a GenBank genome assembly. Lineage: Eukaryota; Ciliophora; Oligohymenophorea; Peniculida; Parameciidae.